Molecule: messenger RNA, 3405 nt
Organism: Nematolebias whitei (Rio pearlfish)
Lineage: Eukaryota; Metazoa; Chordata; Actinopteri; Cyprinodontiformes; Rivulidae
Gene: prr14
Product: proline rich 14
Exons: 8
Coding region: 328-3405 (1025 amino acids)
Source: RefSeq, a predicted model, not a curated record
AGAAAAAGGAGGAGCGGUCGCAUUCAAGGGAUCAGAGCGAGAAUCCCCAAAAAGCGGGACGGCUCAGACGGCCGAGCUGACCGGAAACCAUCCAGACCGAAUCCGUCCCCCACGAAAAGACACCUGGACAGGGUAAUCGUGGUGCGAGUGCCCCGGUCUCAGCUGCCGAGAGCCGACACAACACAAGUACCGGAGAAACAAAACCAGAAUGGAUUUGAAGUCAGUUUAACUGCAGAGCACCACAAUGAACAAAAGGACCCAGAAAGCCUGCAGUCUGAAACCAUUUUAUCUGCUGGUUACGAUGUAGUCAAACCUUUGGAAGAUGAAAUGGAGACUCUUGGUGGAGCUACGCCUGACGUGGAAACGUGCGAAUUGCCUGAUGUGGACGUUAUGGAAAGUUCUUCUGCCGCGAAGGGAUGGGUCAUCGGCCCGUUGUUUCAGUCACUGAAGUCAAAGAUGGCCAGUUUCACAGAGAUCGUCAUGUCUCCUGUUAAACUCUUCAGAGCCAGCAGUCCUCCACCGUUCACGGACCGUUUGAACGCCCUCUGUGAUGCUGAACCUCCAGAAGAAAGCGACAUGUUUUAUUCAGAAGGACUAAACGAAAACAAUCAGGACGAUAAAACUAAUCGGCAAAGCCUUAGUGACUUCAGAGAAACACAAAGUGCUGAAACUGUCGCUCCCUGUUAUUUGACGAAUCUGCAGUUUGAUCCGCCAUCGUCGUGCAGCUCUGAUCGAACCAUAAACCAGAAGGAUUCAGCGCCGCGGCUGCAGAAUCCUCCAGCCUGCGUCGUUUCCGAAUCUUCUGAGUCCUCCGUUCUGUUGCAGUCUUCGGCCAAAGCAAGUGCCUCACAAGAGACCGAUUUAAAAUUGUCCGGCGUUGACGAGGAGCAGAAAGACCAGCCGUCCACCUGCCUGACGCCGCUGUGCAGACAAGUUGGAAACGAAUCCGAGUCAAAGAUCUCAGAAGACAAAAAUCAACAGUUUCAACUAAAUGACAGUGACUCAAGAGACGGGAACAGUACACCGUCCUGUUUCCUUCAGGCUGAUGGUGUAGAAAGUUGCUGCUUAGCUCCGCAAAGUCUCCAUAACGUUGUGAUUGACGGGACGACCAAAACCUCACCGAAGUCCUUCCUGGAUGCUCAGCAGAUGGAGACCCAACCAAACUCCGAGAUGUGUUCAGUCUCGGACGUGGUGCGGCCGAAGAGGGGGUUGAAACCGAACUGUCAUUUUAAAGACUCCGUAAAGAGGAAAAAGACGACGGCUGAUACAAGAAGUCAACCGCUAUCACAUGUUGCUUGUCACAUAAAGGGUGCAAGGACAUCAAGAAGGGGAGCAGCACUGAUGAACAUUACGCCCGAGGAGGAAACGGCAAAGCUUGACAGCAGAAGGCCGGUUAUGCUGACAAAAGCAAAACGAAAAGGAAAAAACGGAGAAGAAUCUGCGAUUAUGUCUCAUAUUGAAAGUUCCUCCGAAGCUGUGUCGAUUUGUUCGCUGGAUAAAAGCAGCCGUGAGCCACACGACAACCCACAGGGCAGCCGGGCGAAGACGAGAAGAACUCUAAUGAAACACGGAGUAAUCAAUGAUAACUGCAUGGAUGUGGAAACUUCUCCGCCAAUAGCCUCGACGAAACAAACUGAGGAGCAGCAGUUGUCCGUAGUUCUCGUCUGUCCUGACAGGAAGCGACCCCAGUCCGCAGGCAGGCGCAUCAGCACCAACAAGAUGCCGUUAAAACGAAAAACGACGCAUCGUUUGAGUCCAUUGCCCGAGAGCCCUGCGGCGUCAACCUCACCAGUUGAACUAGAACCCGUUAAAGGUUUGUGCACCUCUCACGGUGCACAAAGAGCAGACAGCUUAGCUGCAGGACUGAGCCAACCGUCCAAGAGGUCCAAAACCAGUCCUAGGAGUGCCGUGACGUGCUCGGGGUUCAGCCGAACUCCAGAGGCGCAACAGCGAAUCAGCAACUUUCAUUCAAACACCGCAGAGGAACAGAACGGCGAAAUGGAUCCUGCGUAUUUUGAAAGUAAUCCCAAACCCGUUCAAUCCCACCCCCAGCUUAAUUUAGACUGUUAUGUCCAGUUAAACAAAGAUGUGCUGGUCACAGAUGAGAUUUUUCUCACGUACUCUGAAAGCAGAACCCGUCCUCCACUUGGUCCCAUCGGUAGACGAACAAGAGACGAUAAUCACAGGAGACGAUGCAGGGUGCCGCCGGGUAGAACGCACCGAAAUGAGGAGGGCUCAAAGUCCGUCACCAUGGAGGACGCAGACCUGGCUUCAUCGCUCGCCUCAGAAACCAGCUUUUCCAUGUGCCUGCUGCGCAGCUACUCCUGUCCAGAGAUCCCGUCCCUUUGUCCCCGCGACUCGGCCUGGACGUCUCCGCACUCCUUGCAUCACAGCAGGACGCCAGCUUUGAACCGCCACAGCCAUUUUGUCUCUCGCAAAUCUGUGAGGCGAGCUCGAAGGCACACGGUCUGCAGCGUGGAGGUGGAGAGGGAGAUCGCCCCUCUCUGUCUUCGGAAGGAGGUGUACCCGUCCACAAGAUCUGUCCCCGCUGCCCUACACCUGUCUCCUACUCAUGCACAUUCCCCCAGCUCUUCCCUCUCAGCUCUUGCCUCUUGCUUCCUUUCGAGCCCCUUGGCUUUUCUUUCCAAGAAGUCCAGCUGCAGAGGAGCUGCUGCCAGCUCCCCCACUUCCUGUCACAUCUCCUCUUCCUCCAUUACCUCCUCAUCAAGCUCCUCAUCGUGGCACCCUUCAGCUUUCAUGCCCACAACUGACUCUGCUGCUGCGUUAGGUUCCUGCAGCAGUGAGGAACCCUCGGCGUGCGAGGCAGAGAGGAGACGUGAAGAGGAGGAUUAUGGCGAGGACACGAGUUCCUCCAGUCAGGAGUUUGAAGAUGUUCGGCUGAGAGAGGAAAAGACUGCGUCCAAUUUUGAAACAAAAGUUGUGAAGAAACGUGAGGAACGAGGAAAGGUGUCCUCCAUCAAGAUCCGUAGAACUUUACCCAAACCUCAGGCCAACCUGACACCCAUGGGUCUGCCCAAACCCAUCAGGUUGAAAAAGAAGGAGUUUAGUUUAGAGGAAAUUUACACAAAUAAGAAUUUCAACAAACCCCCUGAAAGCCGUCUGGAAACCAUAUUCGAGGUGCCUCUCAAUCGCAAGAACGGCUCCGAGUCCUGGUGCGGUCCGAGGCGCAAACGUUUCCUGGAGUUCCUGGAGGCCGGCACGGUCAGGAAACUAAAGAAAGUUCCUGUCGGAGCCGGGAAAGCGGGCGUCUCCUCCUCCAGGACGAGACGCAGCGGCGUCCCUAAAGACGAGCCGUCCCUCACCGUCCAGGACGUGGACUCGCUGCUCUGCACCAAACUGGACGAGUUGAGUCUGUGGCUGAUCCACGAUCAGAGGGACGGCUGA